AAGGAUCGUCCGUGUGCUCGUGCCGAGGCAUCCUUAUCAACGAGGCAACGAGGAAAGAAGAAGAAGAAGAAGCAGCAGCAGCAACCGAGGAAGUAGAAGAAAGGUUCUCAGGUGAGAGAGAGAGAGGUUGAAAAGACGAUUCGAGGACGUGGCUGGAAGAAGGCGAGCCAUAUUGUGAGAAAGAAGAGACGAAGCUAGGAGGGGCGAAGCGAAGAAAACCCUCGCGCGAGAGGCAAAGGGUAACCAACGCGCGGCUGAGCGAUCGAAUUUUCUUCCCGAAAAGUGAGCACACGUCGAAGCAGCACGACCCUCCGCCGCGACCAUGAAUCCGGGAGCGCCCAAUUAUCCCAUGGCUUCGCUUUACGUGGGCGAUCUUCACACCGACAUCACCGAGGCGAUGCUGUUCGAGAAGUUCUCGUCGGCUGGACCCGUGCUGUCGAUACGCGUAUGCCGCGACAUGAUCACCCGUCGUUCGCUCGGCUACGCAUACGUCAACUUCCAGCAACCGGCUGACGCCGAACGCGCCCUUGAUACAAUGAACUUUGACAUGAUAAAGGGACGGCCUAUUCGAAUCAUGUGGUCUCAACGCGACCCGUCCCUUCGGAAAUCAGGCGUCGGAAACGUCUUUAUCAAAAAUCUAGAUAAAAAUAUCGACAAUAAAGCGAUGUAUGAUACGUUCUCCGCAUUUGGCAACAUAUUGAGUUGCAAAGUUGCUCAAGACGAGUCGGGCGCGUCCAAGGGCUAUGGCUUCGUUCAUUUUGAAACGGAGGAAGCUGCUAACAAAUCCAUUGAUAAGGUCAACGGCAUGUUGCUGAACGGCAAGAAGGUGUACGUUGGCAAAUUCAUCCCGCGCAAAGAGCGCGAGAAGGAGUUGGGCGAGAAGGCGAAACUCUUCACCAAUGUUUACGUAAAGAACUUCGGCGAGGACAUGACUGACGACAAGUUGAAGGAAAUGUUCGAGAAGUACGGGACCAUAACAAGCCACAAGGUGAUGAACAAGGACGACGGCAAGUCGCGUGGCUUCGGUUUCGUUGCGUUUGAGGAUCCAGAUGCCGCCGAGCAAGCGGUACUUGAGCUGAACGGCAAGGAGAUCGCUGAGGGCAAGUGCAUGUACGUAGGACGCGCCCAGAAGAAGGCUGAACGGCAGCAGGAGUUGAAGCGCAAAUUCGAGCAGCUAAAGAUUGAGCGGCUGAAUCGGUAUCAGGGCGUGAAUUUAUACGUGAAGAAUCUGGACGACACGAUCGACGACGAGCGCUUGCGCAAGGAGUUCACACCUUUCGGCACGAUUACGUCCGCGAAGGUCAUGAUGGAGGAGGGACGUAGCAAGGGCUUCGGGUUCGUGUGCUUCUCGCAGCCGGAAGAAGCCACCAAGGCGGUCACGGAGAUGAACGGUCGCAUUGUCGGAUCCAAACCAUUAUACGUCGCUUUGGCGCAACGCAAGGAGGAUCGCAAAGCGCACCUCGCCUCUCAGUACAUGCAACGUAUGGCGAACGUCCGAAUGCAGCAAAUGGGACAGAUAUUCCAGCCCGGUAACGCUGGCAGUUACUUUGUGCCCACGUUGCCGCAGCCACAGCGAUUCUACGGGCCCGCACAGAUGGCGCAGAUCCGCGCUACGCCACGCUGGCCGGCACAACCGAACCAGGUGCGACCGAACGCGCAGACCGGCAGCUCCGGAUUCACGAUGCAAGCUCCGUUCAGAGCGGCGCCGCGCGCUCCUGCCGCUCAAGCCGGCGCCAUGCGCAACACCCUGUCCGCCAGACCUAUCACAGGUCAACAAGCGGUAGGUGGCGCAAACAUGCAGAGCCGGUCUAUGGCCGGACCGGCGGUCGGAGUUUCGCCGCAGAGCCGUCCAUCAAAUUACAAGUACACUGCGAACAUGCGCAACCCGCCGCAGACGAUGCCGAUGCCCGCCCAGGCCCCCGUACAACAGGCAGUACACAUUCAAGGCCAAGAGCCGCUCACCGCAUCGAUGUUGGCAGCCGCGCCGCCACAGGAGCAGAAGCAGAUGCUGGGCGAGCGUCUGUUCCCGCUCAUCCAAUGUAUGUACCCGGCCCUCACCGGCAAAAUCACCGGCAUGCUCUUGGAGAUCGACAACUCCGAGCUUCUGCACAUGCUGGAGCACAGCGAAUCGCUGAAAGCCAAGGUCGAGGAGGCCGUGGCCGUGCUGCAGGCCCAUCAGGCCAAGCAGGCGAAUCAACCGAAGAAGGAAUAAGACCUGCUCCGAAGGAAGAAGUCGCGGAAACCCGAACCCUUUCAAUUGACUUUAUAAUCGGCAAUUAUUACUUGCGGAUUAACAAACAAGAAAAAGAAUGUUCUCUUCGUUUAUUAUUUCCUCUUUUUUUUUUUUUCUUUCUUUCUUUUCUCUUUAUAUAUCCCCCUUUCUUCUCUUUUUCUCCUUCUCUUGCUAUCUCUCUAUCAUUGCGCAAUUUAAUCGAUUCAAUGUAAAUUUACUUUUAAGAUUUUUCAAACUGCGAUGAUGACUCGAGACCCGAUCGUCACGUAUACUGAUAAUUAGCUGGAAUUUAACUAAAGUGCGAAAUGCGACUAUUGAUUUGGAAGCUGAUCGUGAAAGGGUUUUUCUUCUAAAGUUUUUAAAUAAUAAAUAAAUUUUUUCUUUCAAUCUACA
Messenger RNA from Dinoponera quadriceps, 2626 nucleotides. RefSeq names its product polyadenylate-binding protein 1-A (gene pAbp). Gene Ontology annotation, cellular component: cytosol; nucleus; ribonucleoprotein complex. The transcript has 4 exons. Lineage: Eukaryota; Metazoa; Arthropoda; Insecta; Hymenoptera; Formicidae. The coding region runs from base 323 to 2212 and encodes 629 amino acids. The record is from RefSeq and is a predicted model, not a curated record. Gene Ontology annotation, molecular function: poly(A) binding; mRNA 3'-UTR binding; poly(U) RNA binding.